Molecule: messenger RNA, 537 nt
Organism: Halteromyces radiatus
Lineage: Eukaryota; Fungi; Mucoromycota; Mucoromycetes; Mucorales; Cunninghamellaceae
Exons: 2
Coding region: 1-537 (178 amino acids)
Source: RefSeq, a predicted model, not a curated record
AUGACAAAUUAUGAAGAUUUUUCUAUGUUGUUUCCGAUUUGGCCAUUGGUAGUGAUUGACAAUACAAUGGACGAAGGAACUAUACAAACAAAUGACUUGACUUUAGUAUCUGAGAAUCAUCAAUGCUAUGAUGAUGAAUUAAAUUUUUUGAUCAAGCAUCAACACCAUCCAACGCCUAGUACACCCCCUGUCAAAAAACGUAACACGAGAGUGGGUUAUUGUGAACAUCCGAAACAUGUUUUUUACCGCCAAUACCCCCAUCAAAGAAAAGAAGAAGAUAAAAAAUGGGAUGGAGUGAUGAGAACACCACGUCGUGGAAGACCUCCUAAAGGCACAACAUCAACUGAUUGUCAUUUAUCCUUAUAUCAAAUUGCCAUGACCACCCGUCCUCUUCCUAAACGAUUGGAAGCUGUUGUAGGAUAUUCGAAUAUUCAUGUCUGUUUGACUUGUUUAAAACGAUCCGAUAUGGAUUUGGAUUAUUUGAUGCAUCCUGCUUAUAUAGGUCCUCAAACUACACGUAAAACAAACCCACACUAG